Molecule: messenger RNA, 1344 nt
Organism: Sporisorium graminicola
Lineage: Eukaryota; Fungi; Basidiomycota; Ustilaginomycetes; Ustilaginales; Ustilaginaceae
Exons: 2
Coding region: 1-1344 (447 amino acids)
Biological process (GO): autophagy of mitochondrion; nucleophagy; autophagosome assembly
Cellular component (GO): cytoplasmic ubiquitin ligase complex; cytosol
Molecular function (GO): Atg8-family ligase activity
Source: RefSeq, a predicted model, not a curated record
AUGAAUGCACUCCAAACCCAUUUCUGGGCAGUCAGAGAAUACCUCUCGCCUGUUCUCAGAGAGUCCAAGUUCAAGGAGCAUGGCCGCAUCACACCAGACGAAUUCGUAGCUGCGGGCGACUUCUUGUCCUACAAGUUCCCAACCUGGCAAUGGUGCGCCGGCAGUCCAUCCAAGGCGCGCGACUACCUGCCCAAAGACAAGCAAUUUUUGAUUUCGUGCGGGGUGCCUUCGCUGCGUCGUGUCAGUCAGAUCGAAAAGGGCGUCGGCGUCGGUGUCAAGGAUGAUGAUGAAAAGCUCAUGAGCUUCGGCGAGGGCGGGGCAGACGCCGCCGAAGACGACCAAUGGGUUGCCACCCACUUUGACGCUCAGCAGACCGGAUCCGCCAGCCGUGCCACCAACAUGCUCGAUAUCCCGGACAUCGGCGAAGAUGCAUCCGCCCCCGAGCACCAGCUCACAGCGGGCCAGGAAGAUGACCUUGCCGCACGGGUUGCCGGGGUCAGCAUAGCCAACCCAGCCACCGCAUCGAUCGAGCCCUCCACCUCAGCGAACGACAUUGGCGACAUCCCUGACAUGCCCGACAUCCCGGAUAUGGACGACGAGACCGAUGACCUCGCAGGCGACGUUGAAGAAGAGGACGAUCCAGCCACCGCUGCUCCUGCCACGCUCAACAGCGCAACUUCCGGUGCGACCUCAGCAGCUGAUAACGGGAAGCUCCUCUCAGUCCGCAAGUACGACUGCAUCAUCACCUACGACAAGUACUAUCAAACACCGCGCAUGUGGCUCGUGGGCUACGAUGAGCACGGCGUACCCCUCAAACCCGCCCAGAUCUUCGAAGACGUUUCCUCCGACUAUGCGCAAAAGACGGUCACCAUCGAACCGUUCCCGCACGGCCACGCUGGACCCGACAGCUCUGCCACCACGUCCGCCUCUGCCGUGGGCGUAGCUACUGCGAGCAUCCACCCAUGCAAGCACGCCAGUGUGAUGAAAAAGGUGAUUGAGCGCAUGAACGCCUCCGUGAUCGAGGAGCAGCGGAAAGCGGCGGCUGCAUCGGGUGGAGCUGUCGGCGGCAGCGGUGGCGAAAAGAAGAAGAAAAAGGGCUGGAGCGUUUCGAGCGCGGUCAAGCGGGUCACUGGUGGGGCGGCGGACUCGAGCGCGUCGACACCGGGGGAAAGUAAGGACGCAGCAACAGCAGCGGCAGCGGGCGCCACAGGCGACCCACCAGCUGGUGGCGACCAGGACGACGAGAUGGAAGGCUUAAGAGUCGACCAGUAUAUGAUCAUCUUUCUCAAGUUUAUGGCGUCCAUUGUACCGGCGAUCGAGAUCGACGCCACGCAGGCUUUGUAG